AUGUCUGAAACUACCGGCAGAGUCGACUUCGUCGUCAGUAACGAGACCUACCAGACUUGGUACAAGGUCUACGGAGACCUAAAGUCUGGCGUGCGUCCUCUUGUCACUUUACAUGGUGGCCCCGGCAUUCCGCAUCAAUACCUGCUUCCUCACAUCGAUCUGUGCAAGUUAUACAGCAUUCCAGUCGUGUUCUAUGACCAGAUUGGCUGCGGGGAGUCUACCCAUUUGCCCGACAAGCCGAAGGAGUUUUGGAGGAUGGAUCUCUUUUUGGACGAGCUGGAGAACCUCGUCGCUCGUCUCGGCAUCCAGAACAACUUCGACGUCCUUGGACACUCUGCCGGUGGCCGCCUUGCUGCCUCGCUCGCAUGUUACCGCCAUCCUCCCGGCCUCAAGCGGCUCGUGAUAUUUUCGAGUCCUGCCUCGAUGAAGUUUUGGGUGGACGGCUGCCGCUCGCUUCUUGCACAACUGCCCGAAGACGUGCAAGAUGUCAUCAGAAAGCACGAGGAGGCGGGGACGACGGACGAUCCCGAAUACCAGAAAGCGACAGGCGUCUUCUUCGCGAGGCAUGUCUGCAGGAUUGACCCACAGCCUCAGGACUUGCAGACGGCUCUCGCUGCGAUGGCAGCAGAACCGACCGUCUAUCGUACCAUGAACGGCCCAUCUGAGUGGUGCGUCACAGGUCCGAACAAGGACUGGACGAUCAUCGAUGAUUUGCACCGAAUCACGACCCCAACGUUGCUCAUCAAUGGAGCGUACGACGAAGCAACAGAUCUCUGCGUGUCACCGUAUUUCAGGGGCAUUGCUAAAGUGAAGUGGGUGAAGUUUGCAAACAGUUCACAUCUAGCGUGCUUUGAGGAGAGGGAAAGGUACAUGCAAGUAGUGGCUGACUUCUUGAAGAUGUAG
Molecule: messenger RNA, 903 nt
Organism: Laetiporus sulphureus 93-53
Lineage: Eukaryota; Fungi; Basidiomycota; Agaricomycetes; Polyporales; Laetiporaceae
Product: proline-specific peptidase
Exons: 2
Coding region: 1-903 (300 amino acids)
Biological process (GO): proteolysis
Molecular function (GO): peptidase activity
Source: RefSeq, a predicted model, not a curated record